This is a messenger RNA of Diversispora eburnea, 2046 nucleotides long. The record is from the annotation of a GenBank genome assembly. NCBI's taxonomy places the organism in Eukaryota, Fungi, Glomeromycota, Glomeromycetes, Diversisporales, Diversisporaceae.
AUGCGGGCUUUCGCCAAAAUUAAAAUUAUUUCUGAUUGCAGGACUCACAUUAAAGAAAUCUUCGAAACUUUACUUCGUCGAAAUAUAUUCGUUUAUGAUACGCAAUUCGAGCUCGUGAGUAUUAGACUAGCAACAGUUAAAAAUUUUUGGAAUAAAAAUUGCGCGUUACAAAUUGUAACGCCGAUCACUUUGGCAGAUCAUUUAUCGGCAAUGCCAGGAAACGUGCAUAAAUACUUCGAACGCAAAGCUUCCGAAUGGAACAUAGUGGGUUUCCUAAACGAGUGUGAGAUUGAACCAUUUGAGCGAAAGAUAGAAUGUUACAUUACAAGCCUCGAAUACAUCGCUAACAGUGAGAAAAAUCGUAGGGGGGAAAUGGCACAGUCAUUGAUUGAUAAAUAUAAGAAGGUGAGCAAGAGAAUGGGCAAAAUGGUAUUGGAGCGCAGAUGGCCUUCGAGGUUGUCUGACGUUCAGGCAGUGUCGUUGGGGCGCAUGUUACCUUCGAGGUUACCUGCGUUCAAGGCUUCGAGCCGACCUGGCACUGGCCCCGUCGAGCGCAGAAUGGCCUUCGAGGAUGAUAAACCAGAUCGCAAGCUGGCUAGAGAGUGGGAGGGUCGACGCUCACAUAAUCAUAUUCAUCUUCGUGGAACUAUCAAUGGAACGACUAUAAACAGCGGAACAGUCAGAACUAUAAAUGGGAUCGUUUCUUUAAAAAGGGAUAUUCAUGAUGAUCAGGACUACAACAAAGUUCCCAAACGAACAAAAAUUGAAGAUUGGUUUCAACCCUCUACUCCUCCACAUCAAAUCUAUUCACGAAAUGCUUACCCCCCCUUGGGUCCAGGAGGUAAUUAUAUUCUAUCUCGUAAUAAUUCUUCUGAUUUGGAUAAUGAGAAAAACCAUGAAGAUGUUAAUAAUGACAUUGACUAUAUUGCUAAUGAAGAUAUAUAUCUUUCAUCUCAAAAGACUCCACAGAAUAUGACGGAAGGUGUCUACAAAAUAAUCGAAAAAAUAAAAUCAAAUAAUUAUCGAUUGUUUAUUACAAAAUCAUCAACCUUUCGGAGCGAAAUAUUACAAAUCCCGUUAAUAAGUUAUCAAUUAGAGCCUUCGGAUAAAUCAAAAACAAUUCGUCUUGAAAAAUGGAAAAAAAUAAUAAAUCCCCUUAUACAAAAGUACCAACUUCAUUUAGAAAAUAAAUCUGUAUCUGAUGUGAUUUCCUUGAGUGAUACUAUUGAGGUGGUUCUUGAAAAACCAUAUACCGGAAAUUUUAUUCAUAAAGAGCAUUAUGAUCUUAUAUGGAUACAAGAUAUUUAUAAACGAUUUCUAUUUCUUUUUGAUUCACCCACCAACUUACUAUUGGACCCGGAUCAAUGUGAACUUUCUUAUCGAGAAAAUUUUGUAAAUCCUAUUAUUGUUAAAGUUUUUGAUGACAUCAUGGACUUAAUCAAAGUAAAAACAGGAGAGGUAGAAAAUUUAUCAAAUAAAAUGCAGAGAAAUGAAACUCGGCAAUAUAAGCAACGGGUCAGCAUCGGAUGUUCACAGGAUGGGAUAUAUUCAAUAAACGUAAAUGCUGUUGUUUUAGAAGUAGGAUUCUUAGAGGUUGUCGGCAAUGCCCUCUACACUGAUGUCAAAAAAUUAAACGGUGACACCGAAAAGGUAUUGAAGUGUAUGCAAAUUUCUAUUCAUUAUCAACGUCAACACUAUUUAUCACGUGGGGCUACUGAACAAGAAGUAUCCUUGGUAGUAUCAUAUGGAAUUGUCGUCUACCAUCGAACGUUUACUAUUUAUGUAAUGCAUCGAACAAAUGAAGGUCUAUAUGUUGUUGAUACUUUAACCGAAUUUAGUAUACCAAAUACUAAGGAUCAAUUGUACAUCUUGAAGGAAGUAAUCGAAAAUGUUUAUUUAUUUAAGAGCCGAGCAAUGGACUACUAUCUAACUGUUCGGAAAAUCGUUCCGUAUUCUAAAAUUCACGUUGGCGUAAAUGAAUCGCCAGUUGAAGCAUCACCCUCCAAAGCUUCGAGAACUUACGAUGCUUCAAAAACUUCUGAUUAG